AUGAAAGCAGUGGUGCUUACCGAAGAGGGUCUGGCGCUUCGCGAGGUGCCGGCGCCCGAGCCCAAGCCAAACGAGGUCUUGGUCAAGGUCGCCGCCAGCGGGUUGAACCGGGCGGACCUGAUCAUGGCGGCCGGGAGGCCACACGGGGCGCUCGGCGGUGCUGGCGCGAUCGCGGGGCUCGAAUGGGCCGGCGAGGUUGCCGCCGUCGGCGCCGAAGUGCCCGAGUUCCGGCCUGGCGAUCAGGUCAUGUGCUCGGGCGCCGGCGGCUAUGCCGAGUACGCCGUCACCGACUGGGGCCGGGUGUGCCCCGUGCCCAAGGCCACCAUGCACGACGCGCUGGUCACCAACGGCCGGCUCGCCGCAGGCGAGUCCGUGCUGAUCCAGGGCGCGAGCUCCGGUGUCGGGCUCAUGGCAAUCCAGAUCGCCCGCCUGAAGGGCGCCGGCGCGGUGCUUGCCACCUCGCGCGAUGCCGGCCGGCGCGCCCGCCUCACCGAGUUCGGCGCCGAUCUCGCCCUCGAUCCCGGCGAUCCAGGCUGGGUGGAGCAGGCGCGCGAAGCGACCGGCGGCAAAGGGCGUUGA
This is a messenger RNA of Geodia barretti, 579 nucleotides long. Lineage: Eukaryota; Metazoa; Porifera; Demospongiae; Tetractinellida; Geodiidae. The record is from the annotation of a GenBank genome assembly.